Messenger RNA from Dioscorea cayenensis subsp. rotundata (Guinea yam), 3010 nucleotides. RefSeq names its product pentatricopeptide repeat-containing protein At3g26540. Bases 91 to 2229 code for a protein of 712 amino acids. The transcript has 2 exons. Gene Ontology annotation, biological process: RNA modification. Lineage: Eukaryota; Viridiplantae; Streptophyta; Magnoliopsida; Dioscoreales; Dioscoreaceae. Gene Ontology annotation, molecular function: RNA binding; protein binding. The record is from RefSeq and is a predicted model, not a curated record.
AGUUGAGUUGAGUUGGAUGGAGACACGGUUCGUACGGCAAGAACUCGUCCUCCGAGUUCGAGCUUCCGAGUUGCUCCAAGCUCUCCUCUAAUGGCAAGCAGCGCCGCCUCCGUCCUCAAUCGCCUUCUCCAAAAUGCCUCCCGUCCAAAGAAACCCUCCCAACCCCCUCCCUCUCCCUCCCUCAUUCUCCACCACAUCAAUUCCAACAACUUCGCCGCAGCCUUCUCCGCCCUCUUCUCCAUACCCACCCCUCUCUCUAUCCCUCUCUACUCCCGCCUCCUCCGCAUCUCCGCCUCCACCCGCUCCCUCGUCGACGCUCGCCACCUCGAGUCCCACAUCAUCUCCACCCACCAUCCCCGCCACCCUCCCACCUUCCUUCUCAACCGCACCAUCGAGACUUACGCGGCUUGUGGCAGCCUCCGCGAUGCUCGUGAGUUGUUCGACGAAAUGCCCAGGCGAAAUGGCGGCACUUGGAAUGCCAUCAUCUCCGCCUACGCCUCUGCCGGACACUCCCACGAUGCAAUUCUCUUGUUCUCGCGGAUGAAUAAGUCUGGCUCCUCCCGGCCCAAUGACGUGAGCUUCGCCUGUGCGCUCGGCUCCUGCGCCGAUCUCCUCGCGCUCCUUCUCGCGCGGCAGAUACAUUGCCUUGUUCUCAAGUACGGGUUUGCUAAAAAUGUGAUCUUGAGCACCUCGGUUGUCGAUGUUUAUGGCAAAUGUGGUAUUAUGAGUGAUGCGCGCAAAGUGUUUGAUGAAAUGCGUGAACGGAAUGCAGUGUCUUGGAAUGUGAUUGUGAGAAGGUAUUUAGAGAUGAAUGAGGGUGAAGAAGCGGUGAUCUUGUUUUUUACUAUGAUUGUAGAUGGUGUUAGGCCAUUGAAUUUCACUGUUUCGAAUGCGCUUGUUGCUUGUUCUGAUGUUUCGGCUCUCAAAGAGGGUUGUCAGAUACAUGGCAUUGCUGUGAAGCUUGGUUUUGAUGGGGAUCAUGUUGUUGAGAACUCACUCAUGGAAAUGUAUGCGAAAAAUGGGCUUUUGGAGGAUGCGAGGAAGCUCUUCGAUGAUUCUACUUCAAGAGAUGUUGUGUCCUGGACUUCGAUUAUUUCGGGUUAUGCAUUGUGUGGAAGGUUUGCUGAGGCUGAGAAGUUGUUUGAUAGUAUGCCAGAGAGGAAUGUGGUUUCGUGGAAUGCGAUGCUUGCCGGCUAUGUCCGUUGUUUGUGUUGGGGCAAAGCAUUGGAUUUCAUAUUCUUGAUGGCUAAGGAGUCGGAGGAGAUGGAUAAUGUAUCAUUGAAAUUGAUUUUGAAUGUAUGUGCUGGUGUUUCCGAUCUUGAAUUAGGGAAGCAGGUACAUGGGUUCGUGUUUAGGCAUGGUUUCUGCUCUAAUAUUUUUAUCGGCAAUGCGCUUGUGGACAUGUAUGGCAAGUGUGGGAACUUGAGAAGUGCCGAGCUUUGGUUUCUUAGCAUGGCUUCUAACCGGGAUAAAAUUUCAUGGAAUGCUUUGAUAUCAGGCUAUACUCGUCACGGCCGGAGUGAGGAAGCUUUGAAUGCUUUUGGUGAAAUGCAGUGGGAAACCACCCCGAAUGAGUUCACAUGCAGCACAGCUCUGGCUGCUUGUGCAAACAUUUUCGUGCUCAGACACGGGAAACAGAUUCAUGCUCACAUGAUCAGAAAUGAUUUUAACAUGGAUGUCAUAAUCCAAGGUGCAUUGGUUGACAUGUACUGCAAAUGUCGAUCCAUAGAGUACGCUAUCAACGUGUUUGAGCAGGCGACCUCAAAGGAUAUAAUCUUAUGGAACUCAAUGAUCAUGGGGUGUGCUUACAAUGGGAGAGGCGAAUUUGGUCUCGAGCUAUUCGAAAUGAUGCUGAAGGAUGGAACUAAGGCAGAUAAUGUCACCUUCAUUGCCAUUCUGCUGGCUUGUAUAACUGAGGGAUAUGUUGAUUUGGGUCAUCGAUAUUUCAACCUGAUGAGUGAUGAGUUUGGUAUCAUUCCUCGAGUGGAGCAUUAUGAGUGUAUGAUCGAACUACUCGGCAAACACGGUUUCAUGGUAGAACUUGAGGACUUUAUCGAGCGAAUGCCAUUUGAGCCAACCACCCCAAUGUGGAUGAGAAUCUUUGAUUGCUGCCGAGAACAUUCCUAUGCAAGAUUAGGCGAAAGAGCGGAAAGAUGGAUUAAUGAAUCAAACCCUUUGAAUCCAGUUGAGUUCAAUGUUUGUUCAGGUCCAGCAAUGGAACCUUCAUAGUGUCCAAGAAGCCUUCUGUGGUGUCGCAAAGAAAAAUUCCUGAUUGAGGAAUACGAAAUCCUAUAUGAUACUGAAAAUUCCGUGACCACUUGAGCACGCCAAGUGACCACUUGAGCACGCCAAAUAAUCAUCGAAGGAUGAAGCUUAUGCAAUAUCAUCUAUGCUUUCACGACAGUCAAGAGAAAGCCGAACAUUGUGAUUCCGUGGUUCUUCGGUGCUCAUCAGUAAUUUAUUUCUGCUCUGAAGCUACAUUUGUAUCUGUUAAAAUUAGGCAGAAACAUCAAAUUACAAUUUUUUCGAGGAAACCAUCAAAAUUGUGGGCUUGUUUGCAACCCAAUGGAAUAUCAAGUGUAUCCAAUGUCGAUAAACUGUGAAUUCCAGAGCUUUGUGAAAAAGAUAUACUGAAGUGUGAAAAAGCAACACAGACAGUGUCUGAAUGUUUCAUGAUAAUGGAAAAAGAAUAGAGCUGCAACAUUGGUUACACAAUCGAAAUGGAUGAUGUGUUGAAUGUUAUCAGUUUCAUUCACUAAUUCACAUAUUUGGUCCCUACCAAUUGGAUCAGAAAAAUCUUUUGUAUUACGCUGCAGCAAAGACUUUAGAAAUCACACGGAAGACAAGUGGAUUAAAGACAAGGUUUUGGUUAUGAAAACGAGUAGAAAUGUCGAAAUCAAUCAAUUUAUUGUAUUAAUUUAGUUAAUGGACAGCAAAUUGAUAAGAAAUAUAUGUUUGUGACUCUGUAUUUAUUAAAGGCUCUGCUGAAUGAUUCAAUGAGAAGUAUAUA